This is a messenger RNA of Argentina anserina (silverweed cinquefoil), 996 nucleotides long. Its product is annotated as probable calcium-binding protein CML44. NCBI's taxonomy places the organism in Eukaryota, Viridiplantae, Streptophyta, Magnoliopsida, Rosales, Rosaceae. The record is from RefSeq and is a predicted model, not a curated record. The transcript has a single exon. The coding region runs from base 92 to 580 and encodes 162 amino acids. Gene Ontology annotation, molecular function: calcium ion binding.
AAUCAGCCUACACCUAACGCACUUUUCCCACCUCUCUCUUUUAUGUGCAUGUUAUAAUUGGAUCUAUAAUUUCAAACCGAGUCUACUUAGUAUGUCUCCCCUGAGCAGCAAUGAUCUAGAGCGAAUUUUCGAGAAGCUUGACAAGAACGGAGACGGGCAGGUGAGUCUGGAGGAGCUCAACUGGCUUCUCGAGAGAAUCGGGGUCCAGUUCAGCUUGCAGGAGCUCGAGUCCCUGGUUGGCAAACCGUGCCUCGACUUUGAUGAGUUCUUGGUCUUCUACAAGUCCAUAUCUACGCCGCAUAGUAAUGACGGCACCGAUGGCCAUGGAGAUGGUAGUGCCGGUGAUCUUCAUGAAGAUGAUGAUAGUGAUCUUGUGAAGGCGUUCAAUGUUUUCGAUAUGAACGGCGAUGGCUAUAUUUCUUGUCAGGAGCUCGAGAGUGUUUUGAGAAGACUGGGAGUUAUGGAAGAAAAUAGCAGCCGUGACUGCAGAACUAUGAUUCACGUGUACGACACCAAUUUGGACGGGCUGCUUGAUUUCCAGGAAUUCAAACACAUGAUGUUGCAUAGUACCAGUUCUUAAUUCAUAUUUACUGAUUACUGUAUCAUAUAUUUAAAUAUAUGUAUAUAUUCAAUCUAUAUCUAGAUCUAGUGGCCCGUUUUAAAACAUACGUCCGGAGUGCCAUAAAAGUGUGGACGUCUCUGCAUUUUCAACACUCAAGAGGGGUUCGAUGGUGUUUAUCUGGGCGAACACAUAGCAUAUGCUUCCUUGGCUGAAGAUGAAGGCCACCUCGAUCUCCUUAAAGUUCUAGCCGGAAAUCUCACCUGAAACUUUAAGCAUGUAUCAAGGUUGCUGCAAAUGAUAGCCAGCGACUUCCCCAGUAAUCACAAGCUCAAGAUUGAGGCUUGGCCUCCCCUCAGCAAGGGAAGAGCCGUCGGCAACAGCUGAUCGUGGCAAAAACAAAGGACGUCCGCACUUUUACGGCACUGCGGACGUCC